AUGACAAACUGUGGGACUUUAUACCCCGAUGCACCGACUGACUUCUCCAUCAGAGUAAAAGAAAGCGUCACUGGAGAGGCCGGUUUGUGCAUCAGAGUAGACUGUUUUUUCACUGUCCCUCAAAGUGUCUCAGAUCCCAUUAAGAGAACCUGGUUCAAAGGAGAUCCACAAAACCCAGCUGUUGAAGUUCCUUAUUUUUCCACGAAUACAUUUCCUUCCUAUGAGAAAGAGUGCAACUUUUUCCUAAACCACUUGGUUCAGGGUAAAUCUGAUGGUGAAUACAGAUUAAAACUCAAGUGGGGAGAAGGAAAAGUGUAUAUCUUUCCUCAAACAGUAAAUAUUACUGUUAAAGAGCUUACCCAGAAACCAACAAUAAAAGUCCCAUUGCUCAAAGCGGGAAAGAAGGCUGAGAUAUCCUGCAAAGUUCCAGGGGAUUGCACAUCUCCCAUGGCAGAUAUUGUGUGGACAGGGAUUUAUGGUGAAACUAGUCGUGGAGGUCAUGGAGUGCCUUACCAGGAAGAAAACUUUUCUUUUAUGACUUUUCUUCCUAAGCCUGAACAUCACAAUACUAAGCUCACCUGCGCAGUGACACUUCAAGGAAGAAUCCGGACUGAAAGUACUGUCAUCCUCAAAGUAAGAUGUAUGUAUCAUUUCACUUAUAACACAUCAUCAAUUCUAAUUUGAAGUAAGGCGAUGAACACCACUUUUUAAAUAAAUGCAUCAAAUUGUAUUUAGAUUCCCCAGUAAUCCUGAAGAGCUCCCGUUGUUUCGUGUGGGGAGAUGAACUGAGCUGCACAUGUGUCAGCAGUGGUGUGCCGUUACCCCAGAUAUACUGGUCAAUAUUGAACAGUACCACUAAAUACUUCAGUGCUGUUUCAACAUAUAACAUCAGCACCAUAAGCAACAUCUCCAUUCCUGGUUUCAGGAAUGUCAACACUACCAUUGAAUGUGUCAGUGAGAAUCUAAUUGGUAUGACAAAAAUGGAAAUCCAAGUGCACAAUCAUGCUGAAAAACCAAAAGGUAGGCAGGACGCAAUCAUCAUGUGUAUUUUAUACAAAUGAUCCAAAUCACUUCUCUUAUGAAAAUCUUUAUUGUUCUCUUAGUAAGUUGGAGUUUUUCCACCCCAUGGAUAUUCUUUACCAUUUCGGUUGUUCUAAAUGUCUUCUUUGCUUCCUGUUUGACUGUCGUCUUAUGGUAAGAACUUCAUAAACUCAAGAAAUGGAUACUGGCUGACAGUUUCUAAGUGAUUAGUCAGAGCACUUCCACAUAUUUCACCAUUAUCAUUUUCACAGGAAGAGAGAAAAACAUAAGAAAGCAAAAGAUGACGACCAUGUCUACAUGACUGCAGUGAAGAGACAGGAAUCAGUGUACGAGAUCAAAAUGUCUUGAACUGUUCAACACAUUAGCAACAGCUGAAAUAACAAAGCUUUUAUAUAUUUCGGUCUCUAUUUUCUGCUCAUGUAAAAGGCAUACUCACAAAAAUCAUAAUUUUCUCAUCGUUUACUCACCAUCAUGCCGUGCCAGAUGACUUUCUUCAGAUGAACCCGAACGGUUUGCAUGAAAAAUGUCUGCAAGUUGUGACGCAUAUGACGUAAGUGCCACUCGCGUGAAAAGUGACGGAUUUUUCGGAUGACAUGCAAUGAUAAAAAAGUGAAUUGUUUGCACGAUUUUCUAAUUCAUUUCUUUAGUUUACUACGUGCCCACGAUUUACAAAUUCAAAAUCGUGCACACGAAAUAUUAAUUUUACUUCCUGUCCGCAUUCUCAUAAACCAAUGUAGCCUACUGUAGGCCUAUGCCUCUCGCUUAAAAUGAUUCCAAGCUGCGAGGCUUUUGAGAAUGUGUAUAACUCAUUGUUAACUCAAAAUAAUAUAAAAUUAAAGUGUCUCUGUUUAUAACAUAACAUGACAUAACAUAACAUAACAUUUAGCAGCAACUCUGAUAGCACAAGUAUGACGUCUAUUUUACGUCUGAAUUUACAUCUGCAAGACGUAUUUAAGUGUUUGCUCAUCUGCAAUACGUGUAGUAGGCCUACGUUUCUUAUCAGAUGUCAAAUAGACGUUUAGAAAAUGUCUUUUAAGAUGUUUAUGAUUUAUAAUGUAUGUAAAACUGACAUAUAAAAUAUGUCUAUCAGAUAUUUGUACGCAGCAGAUGCUUUAUAGAUGAAGUGAUCUUUAACAGACAUCUUGCAGACAUAGAUGUGCUAUCUGAGAACAGAUUUAUGAGAACACGGACAGGAAGUAGAGCAAAUUAUUAAAUGGAGUGUACAAUUUACUUUAAACGAGGGAACGAAUUGGUAAAUUGUACACACGAUUCUCCAAGAACAUGUAUAAAUAAAACUGGUUAUCCUAUUUAUCGCUUUGUUUACUUUAUUUUUGUU
Cyprinus carpio (common carp) is the source of this 2377-nucleotide messenger RNA. Its product is annotated as sialic acid-binding Ig-like lectin 7. The transcript is spliced from 3 exons. The record is from RefSeq and is a predicted model, not a curated record. The coding region runs from base 1 to 684 and encodes 227 amino acids. NCBI's taxonomy places the organism in Eukaryota, Metazoa, Chordata, Actinopteri, Cypriniformes, Cyprinidae.